Cicer arietinum (chickpea) is the source of this 1935-nucleotide messenger RNA. Its product is annotated as folylpolyglutamate synthase. Gene Ontology annotation, molecular function: tetrahydrofolylpolyglutamate synthase activity; ATP binding. Gene Ontology annotation, biological process: tetrahydrofolylpolyglutamate biosynthetic process. The record is from RefSeq and is a predicted model, not a curated record. Lineage: Eukaryota; Viridiplantae; Streptophyta; Magnoliopsida; Fabales; Fabaceae. Gene Ontology annotation, cellular component: cytosol; cytoplasm; mitochondrion.
CAGAAGGUGGUGAUGGGUCACCGGAAUCUCAAUCGUUGACUUCCUAUGAAGAAGCAUUGGAGGCUUUGUCCUCUUUGAUCAUCAAACGCACUCGUGCUGAUGGUAGCAAUAUGGGUGAUCAAUUUGAUGUUCUAUUUGAGUAUCUAAAGAUGCUAGAUUUGGAGGAGGAGAUUUCAAAUAUGAAGAUUAUCCAUGUGGCAGGUACCAAAGGGAAGGGAUCUACGUGCACCUUCACAGAAUCUAUAUUACGUAACUGUGGUUUUCGUACCGGACUCUUUACAUCUCCACACCUCAUUGAUAUCCGAGAAAGAUUUCGUUUAGAUGGUACAGAAAUCUGUGAAGAGAAGUUUUUAGCAUACUUCUGGUGGUGUUAUGAUAGACUAAAGGAAAAAACUGAUGAUAAUGUUCCAAUGCCUACCUAUUUCCGUUUCCUCGAUUUACUCGCCUUCAAGAUAUUUGCAGCAGAACAGGUAGAUGUUGCUAUCAUGGAGGUUGGAUUAGGUGGAAAAUAUGAUGCAACUAAUGUGCUUCAGGAACCUAUUGUGUGUGGAAUAACUUCCCUAGGGUAUGAUCACAUGGAGAUUCUUGGAAAUACUCUUGGCGAAAUCGCUGGCGAGAAAGCUGGUAUCUUUAAGGAUCGGAUACCUGCUUUUACAGUGACACAACCUGAAGAAGCCAUGCAUGUACUUGAAGAGAAGGCUUCUAAAUUGAAUGUACCUCUUCAAGUGGCACGCCCGUUAGACGCCAAAUUGCUAAAUGGUUUAACACUUGGUCUUGAAGGCGAACAUCAAUAUUUAAAUGCCGGUCUUGCAGUUGCACUGUGCUCGACAUGGUUGAAAAGGACCGGACAUGUUGGAGACACACACUUCGAUCAAACCGACGCUUUGCCGGAACAGUUUGUAAAAGGGUUAACAAAUGCAAGUUUGCAAGGAAGGGCUCAGAUUGUUACCGACAGGCACUUCAAAAGUGAACAAUUAAAUGAACUUGUUUUCUUUUUAGAUGGCGCUCAUAGUCCUGAAAGCAUGGAAGUUUGUGCUAGGUGGUUUUCUCUUGCUAUCAAAGAAAACAACCCGAACCAAACAUUGUUUCGUCAGCAACCGAAUAAUCCUAAAUCCUCGCAUGAAGUAGUGAAGAUGCAACAUGUGGAAAGAGGAUUCCAGCAAAAAUCCGCUCAGAUAUUGCUGUUCAACUGUUACCGAGAUCCUCAGUUGCUUCUUCCUCGCCUGAUGGAAACAUGUGCUGAUCAUGGAGUCUAUUUCAAGAAGGCGCUGUUUGUACCGAGUCUAUCGGUGUAUAACAAAGUUGGAUCCCAAGCAUCAACACUGUCCGAUUCUCAAGUUGAUCUGUCAUGGCAGUUCAAUCUUCAAAGAAUGUGGGAAAAUCUCAUGCAAAGCAACAAAGGUAAAAUUACCGACAUUGUUUUUGAAGAACUAAAAGAUGAUAUGGAAAUAAGUGCCAGUAAUUGCGAACAUACUGCAGUGUUCUCCUCGUUGCCAAUGGUAAUCAAAUGGCUUAGGGACAGAGCGCAACAAAAUCAGUCGGUUCGUUUUCAGGUCCUUGUGACUGGUUCGUUACAUCUUGUUGGCGACGUUUUGAAAUUAGUUAAGAAGUGAUUCGAUGGAAAUUUUUUGAAGUUUCUUUCAAGAUGGGCUUGCAUUAUAAUUUGGAAACACACCAAGAAGUGCUGAGAAGUCUUAACACAUGGGAUCAACCCUGCAGCUCUAGACUCCAUUGGUUAAUCCUUAGGAUGGUGGUUUUCUCUAGAGAAAAUUUUGAUGAAUUUCAAUUUUCAACUGUAUGGUGGUAGCUAUUGAUUUUCAGAUUCAAGAUGGUUUCAUAAUUUGUUGUCUUUUUAUUUUUUAAUCUUUUCUCUUGAAGAAUUGAAAAAAGUAUAAUUUUCACUAUAUUCAAGGCUUUGCAAUUUGUCCUUGUUUA